AUGGCCGGCGGUGCGAAGAAGCCCAUUAACAUCUUCCGGUUGAAGAAUACCGGCGAACCGCCGGAGAUCUUCAACUGGAAGCUUUGGUUUGCGGUCGUUUCGUUUGGUUUGAUGGGAGCGGCGCGCGGUAUCGACGAAGGUCUCAUUUCUGGUGCUUUCAACUCCAAGGACUUCCAACGCUACAUCAACUAUGAAUCCUAUUCCACGACUGAACAAACCAACAUCAAGGCCAAUGUCACAGCCAUGGUGCAAAUCGGCUCUGUCGGCGGUGCUCUUUUCGCCUUCUUGGUCUGUGAUCGCAUCGGUCGUAUCUGGGCCACUCGUCAACUCUGUGUCCUUUGGAUCAUCGGUAUGGCAAUUUUCAUGGGUAACAAUGGUUCCCUCGGUGCUGUCUAUGCUGGUCGUUUCAUCGCUGGACUCGGUGUUGGUCAAACUGUCGUUGUCGCACCUGUGUACCUUGCGGAAAUUGCCCCGGCUGCUAUUCGAGGUCUUUGUACCUGCGUCUUCACUGGUUUUGUCUAUCUCGGUAUUGUCCUCGCAUAUUUUGCAAACUAUGGAUGUCAAGUCAACCUCGGAGAUAACACUCACAACCGUUGGGAGGUUCCCACCAGUCUCCACAUCAUAUUCGCUGGCCUGAUCUUCUGCCUCUCCUUCUUACAGUAUGAGUCCCCUCGAUACCUCAUCAAGUGCGGCAAAAAUGAACAGGCCGUGGAGAAUCUUGCCCGACUCCGUGGUCUCCCUGCCGACCACGAAUACGUCGUGAAUGAGAUCAAUGCUAUUCAGAGCGCCCACCAGAUGGAACUGGAGGCGACAAUGGGAUCGGGCCCGAUCGGUAUCCUCAAGGAGACCUUCCUUGUUCCCUCCAACCUAUACCGAGUCUACCUUACUCUCAUGGCUCAGAUUCUCUCCCAAUGGUCCGGUGCCGGAUCUAUCACUGUCUACGCCACUGAUCUUUUCGAGCUCCUGGGAAUCACUGGAAGUAAUGAGAACCUCUUGGUGACCGCCGUCUUCGGUAUCAUCAAGCUCAUCGCCGCUGUUGCAUGCGCUCUCUUCUUGGUCGACGUGAUCGGUCGCAAACGCGCCCUGCUCCUCGGAAUCACCUUCCAGGCUGUUGCCAUGAUCUACAUCGCUGGCUUCCUUACCGCUGUGCCUCAGAUGGGUGUGGUGGAUGGGUUUAUCCUACCCGAGAGCCAGAAGGGAGCUAGCCGGGGUGCCGUUGCUAUGAUCUAUCUCUCCGGAUUCGGUUGGGCACUGGGCUGGAACUCGAUGCAAUACCUGCUCACCGCAGAGCUGUUCCCUCUACGCAUCCGUGCGCUGGGCACCUCGCUCUCUAUGACCCUCCACUUCGCCAAUCAAUACGGUAACUCUCGUGCGGUGCCCAACAUGCUUCUUCCCGUGGCGGACGGUGGCAUUAGUCCCAAGGGAACCUUCUGGUGCUUCGCUGCCGUGACGAUUCUUGGUGGUGCCUGGGUGUGGUUCAGUGUUCCAGAGACGGCUGGUCGGUCUCUCGAGAGUAUGGAUCGUCUGUUCUCUCUGCCCUGGUACCAGAUUGGUCGCCAUGGUAAUGCGGAGGCCGAGCUGCAGGAUGCGGCGGUUGAUGAGAAGAUGGAGGCGAUUGCCACGCAACAGGGUACCGCAGCCCAUGUGGAACGCUCGGGUUCCCACGUUUAG
Molecule: messenger RNA, 1671 nt
Organism: Penicillium waksmanii
Lineage: Eukaryota; Fungi; Ascomycota; Eurotiomycetes; Eurotiales; Aspergillaceae
Product: putative MFS quinate transporter
Exons: 5
Coding region: 1-1671 (556 amino acids)
Biological process (GO): carbohydrate transport; transmembrane transport
Cellular component (GO): membrane
Molecular function (GO): carbohydrate:proton symporter activity
Source: RefSeq, a predicted model, not a curated record